Oryctolagus cuniculus (rabbit) is the source of this 8799-nucleotide messenger RNA. Lineage: Eukaryota; Metazoa; Chordata; Mammalia; Lagomorpha; Leporidae. The record is from RefSeq and is a predicted model, not a curated record.
ACAGACAGAUAAUCUUCCAUCCAUUGGUUCACUCUCCAAAUAGCCACUAUGAUGCGUGAGGCCAGGCUGAAGCCAGGAGCCAGGAACUUCCACUCCCAUGUGGGUGGCAAGGGCCCACGUACUUGCGCUAUCCUCCACUGCUUUCCCCAGGCAAGCUAGCAAGGAGCUGGAUUGGAAGUGGAGCAGCUGGGACUUGAACUGAUGUAGCGUUGCAGGUGACUUAACCAGGUAUACCAUGAUGCCAGUCCUAACAUUCACUUUUUAAACUACGCAAGUCAGUGAUUUAUAGAAUAUUUACAAGUUGUACAACCAUCACCACCAUCACAUUUUAGGACAUUUUUAACACCCUCAAAAGAAACUCUGCACCCAUUAAGAAUUGCUCUCAUUCCCUGGCAACCCUUAAUCUGCUAAGUUGACACUGUUUGGUGUGUGUAUUUGCACAAAUUCCUGAAUAAAAGGUCCAAAAGUGAUAGCCCUGUUAGCCACAGUCCACACCACUCCUUAUUGCCCCAGGCCUGACCCGCUCCCACUGUGUGACCCUAUGGGCCUGGGAACUGGCAGUCUUUUGCUUCCUCCAGCGGAUGGUGGGUUGUCAGCCACUCCAGACGCUGUUCUGACUGCAGUCCAGGUCCCGUGAGAGCUCACCUGACUUGCGCCAGGCUUCAGCUCUCUUUUCCCAAGUCUGCAUCUGUGGGGAAGGUCGGUGAACCAGCCUCCACGUCCUGGUCUGCGCCUGCCAGUGCUGCCCCACGCGAGGACUGGCAGACACUGGGAUGGGGGUGGGCCAGGACCUCACCGCCGUGCUGCCCACUUCCCUGCCCGCCACCUCCCCCUCCACAACAGCUUCUGCAUGCCACGCUCAUUUCGGCACUGUGUCGACAUGAGCCGGCUCAGUAUUUCAAACCGUUUAACCCGCUGCGAUGGAAGCCGUAGCAAUUAAAUUUUAAUUGAGAUGCACGCUGCUCAAGCAGACACAAGACAGCUACAGCUAUUGCUAAUUAAUUUUCUUCCGAAAUGACAACAUUUAAUAAUUAUGCUCCGUGACGCUCGUGUUAUUUACGUGCGUUGGUUGUGGUGGUGGUGUGUGCGCCCUCUGUGAGCUGUGAUGGCCUCACAGGCUGUGCCGGGAAGGUGGGACAAGAUGCCCCUCGAGACCUUAGAAGGAGCCUGGCUCCUGGCUCCCCUCACCACACACCCACCCCAUGCACUUCUCUGCACAAUUCUCAGGGCUGGUCACUGGGGGGCUUCCCCUCCCCUCCACGGCGUGAGAGCCCCUGGUUCGCUUAGCCAGGGAUUCGCUUAACAGAUCUGCCCUGAAGAGGCAGGAGAGCAAAGUGGUGGCGUGCCUGGGAGGUGGAGCAUCCUGCAGGCAUGGAUUUUCCGGGAGAACUUGGGGCCGGCCAUGUCUGCCUGCUCACCUGGGAGGCGGGAAAAGCAGGACCUCCCAUCUGGGGACUUCCUGAUUGCCCACCCCCAAACGCCCAGGACAUCACCCCUUUCCAACUCAGGUAUAGGUGAGCCCACCAGGGACCUCUGCCACCCCACAUAGGGCCAGGGAACAUGGCCCCAGCAUAGCAGGUGUCUCAGGAGAAAGACAAGGGGCCCAGAACUGGACACGAGGCAUGCCCACUGCCGUCAGAUGGUUCCAGCAAUGGGGCUCCAGUUUCUGCAGCAUCUCCAUGUCCUAUUGCCACAGAGACUGUCCUGGACCAGUGCCCUGGGUUCUAGAAACUUGUCUGACCCUCUCAACAGCAGGGCUCCCCCCGCCCUCGACCCUGCCUGAGCCUUAGGCUGCAGGCUGCCUCCGCUGCCCACCGAGCUCCCUGGAAGGACGCAGCCUGGGAAUCUGAAAGGGCUGGAUUCCAAGGUUGCCAGUGCCUCAUACAAGUUGCGUCCCCCAACCUCUCUGGGCCUCAGUUUUCCCCAUCUGGAAAGUGGGAAUAAUGUAGCCUGCAGGGGGAAGAUGGAAUACGUCCACGUGGACCCGAGGGAGGAGCAACUGGGAGCCAAGGUGCAUUUCAUGGUACACGUAGGCCUGUGCAUUAACAGGAAGUUGGGAUGGAGAGUGGAACUGGGGCUCUAAGCUGAGGUCCCAAGCAUCUGCUUAAACCCCGCGCCAAACACUCACCCCCGCAAUGAGCUCAGGAUGGAAGGCGGGGUUGUGUGCGUGGGAAAGGGAGAGGCAGGAAGCCCAGACCCAGGCCUUGUCCCUCGGCUCCGACUCCAGUGCAGCCGGGUCCUCCGUGAGGUCCAGAGGAAAUGGCAGAGACAUAGAAAGGGCAGCGGAGGCCUGGGGCUGAGCCGGGCUGGAAGCGUCCUGACAGUUAUUCUCUCCCCAGGGACCGAAGGGUCGCACCCAGGACGAUGAGCGGCUGAGAUGGAGGCGCCCGCCCCUGCCACUGGCCCGGAGAAGAAGGAAGCCAAAGGAGGGACCCUAGAGGCCAGCGGUCUCGCCGACCUCGGCACAAAGACUUCUCCACUGGCGGUGGCCGCGGCCGUUGCCGCCCACGGAGUGCCGCAGCACCUCUUGCCGCCGUUCCCCGCGCCCUUGCCGGUUGACAUGCGCCACCAGGAGGGACGGUACCAUUACGAGCCUCACUCUGUGCACGGCGUGCACGGGCCUCCCACCCUGAGCGGCAGCCCCGUCAUCUCCGACAUCUCCUUAAUCCGGCUUUCCCCGCACCCCGCCGGGCCCGGGGAGUCCCCCUUCAGCGCCCCGCACGCGUACAUGAACCCCCACGUGGAGCACUACCUCCGUUCCGUGCACAGCAGCCCCACACUGUCCAUGAUCUCUGCAGCCAGGGGCCUCAGCCCUGCUGACGUGGCCCACGAGCACCUGAAAGAGAGGGGACUUUUUGGCCUCCCUGCCCCAGGCACCAACCCCUCUGACUAUUACCAUCAGAUGACCCUCAUGGCUGGCCACCCUGCGCCCUACGGGGACCUGCUCACGCAGGGCGGGGCUGCCGCUGGCACACCCCAUCUCCACGACUACCUCAACCCAGUGGAAGUGUCUCGCUUCUCCAGUCCACGGGUGACUCCCCGCCUGAGCCGCAAGCGGGCGCUGUCCAUCUCCCCGCUCUCAGAUGCCAGCCUGGACCUGCAGCGGAUGAUCCGGACCUCGCCCAACUCGCUGGUGGCCUACAUCAACAACUCCCGCAGCAGCUCAGCGGCCAGUGGCUCCUAUGGGCACCUAUCGGCUGGCACACUCAGCCCAGCCUUCACCUUCCCCCACCCCAUCAACCCGGUGGCCUACCAGCAGAUCCUGAGCCAGCAGCGGGGCCUGGGCUCGGCCUUUGGACACACGCCCCCCCUGAUCCAGCCCUCGCCCACCUUCCUGGCCCAGCAGCCCCUGGCCCUCACCUCCAUCAGCACCACUCCAUCCCAGCUGAACAGCAGCAACUGUCUGAGCGAGAGCAGCCAGAACAAGCAGAGCAGCGAGUCCGCCGUGAGCAGCACUGUCAACCCCAUCACCAUCCACAAGCGCAGCAAAGUCAAGGCUGAGGUCGACGGCCUGCGGCCGGCCUCCCCACUGGUGCUGACACAGGAGCAGCUGGCCGACCUCAAGGAAGACCUGGACAGGGAUGACUGUAAGCAGGAGGCCGAGGUGGUCAUCUACGAGACCAACUGCCACUGGGAAGACUGCACCAAGGAGUACGACACCCAGGAGCAGCUGGUGCACCACAUUAACAAUGAGCACAUCCACGGGGAGAAGAAGGAGUUCGUGUGCCGCUGGCAGGCCUGCACGCGGGAGCAGAAGCCCUUCAAGGCGCAGUAUAUGCUGGUGGUGCACAUGCGGCGGCACACGGGCGAGAAGCCGCACAAGUGCACGUUCGAAGGCUGCUCCAAGGCCUACUCGCGCCUGGAGAACCUAAAGACGCACCUGCGGUCCCACACUGGGGAGAAGCCGUACGUGUGCGAACACGAGGGCUGCAACAAGGCCUUCUCCAACGCCUCGGACCGUGCCAAGCACCAGAACCGCACCCACUCCAACGAGAAACCCUACAUCUGCAAGAUCCCAGGCUGCACCAAGCGAUACACGGACCCCAGCUCUCUGCGUAAGCACGUGAAAACGGUCCAUGGCCCUGACGCUCACGUCACCAAGAAGCAGCGCAAUGAGGGCCACCUCCGUGCCCCGCUGCUCAAGGAGAAUGGGGACGGCGAGGGCUGCAGCGAGCCUGGCGGCCGGGGGCCCGAGGAGAGCACCGAGGCCAGGAGCGGCGGCCAGGCCGUGGAGGACUGCCUGCAUGUCAGAGCCAUCAAGAGCGAGGGCUCCGGGCUGUGUCAGUGCAGCCCCGGGGCCCAGUCGUCCUGCAGCAGCGAGCCCUCCCCGCUGGGCAGUGCCCCCAACAACAACGACAGCGGCGUGGAGAUGCCGGGGCCGGGGCCCGGGAGCCUGGGAGACCUGACAGCGCUGGAUGACGUGUCCCCGGGGGCCGAUGCCUCGGCCCUGGCUGCCCCCUCUGCUGGUGGCCUGCAGCUGCGCAAACACAUGACUGCCAUGCACCGCUUCGAGCAGCUCAAGAAGGAGAAGCUCAAGUCGCUCAAGGAUUCCUGCUCCUGGGCCGGGCCUGCUCCACACACCCGGACCACCAAGCUGCCUCCCCUCCCCGGAAGUGGCUCCCUCCUGGAAAACUUCGGUGGCGGUGGCGGCGGGGGCGGGGGCCCGGCGGGGCUGCUGCCAAACCCUCGGCUGUCCGAGCUGUCGGCCCCCGAGGUGACCAUGCUGAACCAGCUGCAGGAGCGCCGCGACAGCUCCACCAGCACAGUCAGCUCGGCCUACACCGUGAGCCGCCGCUCCUCCGGCAUCUCCCCCUACUUCUCCAGUCGCCGCUCCAGCGAGGCCUCGCCGCUGGGCGCCGGCCGCCCGCACCACGCCGCCAGCUCCGCGGACUCCUACGAUCCCAUCUCCACCGACGCGUCGCGGCGCUCCAGCGAGGCCAGCCAGUGCAGCGGGGCGGGCUCGGGGCUGCUCAACCUCACGCCUGCGCAGCAGUACAGCCUGCGCGCCAAGUACGCCGCGGCCACCGGAGGGCCGCCGCCCACACCACUGCCGGGCCUGGAGCGGAUGAGCCUGCGGACGAGGCUGGCCCUGCUGGACGGCCCGGAACGCACGCUGCCCGCUGCCACCUGUCCCCGCCUGCUGGGGCCGCGGCGUGGCAGCGACGGGCCGGCCUAUGGCCACAGCCAGGGGCACAUGGGGGCUGCGCCCGCCUUCCCCCACGAGGUGCCCGGCGCCGCCACCCGCAGAGCCAGCGACCCAGUGCGUCGGCCGGACGCCCUGGCCCUGCCACGGGUGCAGCGCUUCCACAGCGCCCACAACGUGAACCCUGGCGCCCUGCCGCCCUGUGCUGAGCGCCGAGGCCUGCGCCUGGCAAGCCACCCGAACGCCGACGGCAGCCUGGCUCCCAGCGGCGCCUACCCGCCGCGGCCGCCCAGUAUCAGUGAGAACGUGGUGAUGGAGGCCGUGGCCGCUGGGGUGGAUGGCGGCGCAGCGCCCGAGUCCGACCUGGGGCUGCCGGAGGACCUGGUGCUGCCCGAUGACGUGGUGCAGUACAUCAAGGCGCACACAAGGGGCUCCCUGGAGGAGAGCCCCAGGCAGGUGUACCCCACCGAAAGCCCCGGCUUCUCCGAAAACCCCAAGCAGCCCAGCCCGGGGCUGCACGGCCAACGCAGGCUGGCGGCUGCAGACUCAAAUGUGGGUCCCUCGGCGCCUUUGUUGGAAGGCUGCCAGGUGGGCUACGGGGCAGCCUCCAGCCUGAGCAAGAACAACAUGCCCGUGCAGUGGAAUGAGGUGAGCUCCGGCACCGUGGAUGCCCUGGCCAGCCAGGCCAAGCCUCCUCCCUUCCCUCAGAAUAACCUGGCCGUGGUACAGCAGAAGCCGGCGUUUGGCCAGUACCCAGGCUACAGUCCACAAGGCCUCCAGCAGAGCCCCGGGGGCCUGGACAGCAGCCAGCCACCCCUCCAGCACCGUGGCGGAGUGCCUGCUGCAGCCAGGGUGAGCUACGUGCAGCAACUGCGACAGCCAGCCGCUGGUGGCCCGUGUCCCGGCCUGACCUCGACCAUGAGCCCCCACGCCGGCUACAGCCAGGCCCACCCCCAGCUGAGCCCCGGUACCGUCAGUGGGGUCCUGAACCCGUUCCCCUCAUCCUGCAGCAACAUGGCCACCAAGCCAGGCCCCCUGGGGCUCCCUCAGCAGAUGGAAGUCACCCCAGGGCCUGCCAUGAUGGGCGGCCACCACAGGGAACUCGGGGUCCCCAACUCAUCCCUGGCCGGGAUGCCACCCUCUCACCCAGCCCAGGGCUACCCACAGCAGAGCCAUCACCUGGGAGCCCCUGGGAGCCAGGAGGGCUACCGCCAGGGCCCCAGCCUCCUGCCUUCCCACCAGCCUGGGUUCCUGGAGUCCCAGCAGGGCACGAUGGGAGCAGGUGCAGCAAGCUUUGGCCUCAUGCAGCCCCGGCCACCCCCAGAGCCCAGCCCUGCCGGCCGCCACCGUGGAGUGCGCGCUGGACAGCAGCAGCAGUUGGCCUAUGCCAGGGCCGCAGGCCAGACCCUGGCUGCCGUGCCAGCUAGCCAGGAAGCAGCAGGGGCUGUGCCAAAGGGAGCGAUGGGUGCUGUGGUGCCACUGCCUCCCCAGCCACCUCCGCAGGAUGCAGGCGGGGCUCAGGACCACAGCCUGCUCUACUACUAUGGCCAGAUCCACAUGUAUGAACAGAACGGAAGCCUGGAGGGCCACGCAGGCAGCGCGGGCCUGCAGCCCCAGCCCGCACAGCCGCAGGCCUGCCCGGACAGUGUGCAGCCCCAGUCCCUGCCUUCGCCGGGGGUCAACCAGGUGUCCAGCACCGUGGACUCGCAGCUCCUGGAGGCCCAACAGAUCGACUUCGAUGCCAUCAUGGACGACGGCGAUCACUCGAGCUUGUUCUCGGGGCCUCUGAGCCCCAGCCUGCUCCACAGCCUCUCCCAGAGCUCGUCCCGCCUCACCACGCCCCGCAGCUCCCUGACCUUGCCCUCCGUGCCCGCGGGCUUCAGCAACAUGGCCGUGGGAGACAUGAGCUCCAUGCUCACCAGCUUGGCCGAGGAGAGCAAGUUCCUGAACAUGAUGACGUAAGGCCAGGCCUCCCGCCCCUGACCGUGGCUGGCCAGAGUGGAGUUUCAGAUGAUCCCACCUCCUUUUUAUUUUUUUCCAAAAAAAGUAUUAAAUUGGCCUGAGGGAUGUCCGCCAGGGACUGGGGCGGACGGCACACAGAAGGUUUACAGGCGUUCUCCUGGGUCUUAAGGACGAUUAUUUUUUUAGAACACUAAAAAAAAGUCUCAACACGCAAGGAAGGAAUGAAAACCUCGGUUUCGCUGGUGUUUAUGGGCCCACUGUCCUGGCAUGUUCGCCUCUGUCAUUUGGCUAAUGAGGGGUUUCCGAGCUCAAGGGCUUUCCCCGGUGCCUGUGGGAAGCAGAAGGAGCCAGAUCGGGGUUUGAGUCAAGGCGAUCCUGGAAAUUCUGCUCCCGGGAGACGGCGUUUCUCCCCACCCCCACCCCCACCUGCAAGGAAAGCGAACUCCCGGGCCACAUGCAUGCUUCCGGGGGGCUUGGAUCUAGAGGCCUCUGCUUCCCCUGCCACCGAAGCGCAGUGUGCACUCUGCCUGCCCUGUGAUGCCGGGUUUAGGUGUAGCGCUAGCCACUGUUGUAUCCUGUAACACUGAGUUCGGGGCCCACAGAUUGCCCCAGUGUGCGUGAGUGGGUGACAUGCGUUAAUACAGCCAGGAAAAGGGACCAAGAGCACCCUGUACUCUGCGGGACAAGCCCGGCAGCUGCCCAGGGCCUCCCCACACCGUGUUUACAGCCUUCCUGCAUGUGGAAUGUAGCCCCUCCUGGUAAGAAGUACCUCGGGACUGCCGGAGCUGCUGCGGGCCAGGAGCGGACCAGCCCGGAGGGCUGCCUGUAGGAAGAGGGAGUCGCAUGUUUACCCCAUCGUCGUCGUCGUGUUUCUUCCAGCGUGCUAGCUAUCUGCCCACUUUGCCAUGGGACGUGCCACAGCCUGGCUCCUCCUCCACCCGCGUUCUUCCAGGCCAAGCCACAAGUGCAGUCCCUGUGUCUUCUGGCCUCCUUUGCCUCUGCCCUCCCCUGGUCAGUGAGCAGAGAAUGAUGGCAUGCAUGGUGUUUUGGAUGGGGUGGGAGGGUGAAGGUUUUAACUCUUGGGACUCUGAGGGACUGGCCCCGAAGGUUCUUGUUCAGUGUGACCAAGCCCCACCCAGAAACGGACUUUGGAAGUGGCUUCAGAAGACAUCACUCCUGGACAGGACAUAGGAUGAGUUGAUAUGUGUUCCCCUCUCCACACACACACACACACACACACACACACACACCACCUCCUCCUGAGUUCACGGCAACCAGGCCAGACGCACUGCGCCGCCCUGAGCUUGAUCCCGACCGUGACCCUGACUUCAGUGAGCACGUCUUAAUAGAGUCUGCCAACAGGGAGGGCCAGAAGCGUGUGAUCUGGCACACCCAAGUCCUCGUUGAGGUCCAGGCACGAGGCCACUCCCAGGGGGCGGCCCUGAGACAGCGCCAGGGGGCCCGAGGCUCUGGGCUGGUGUCCAUCGCUUGCCAAGCUAGGAUUGUGGCCGCCCCUCCCCACCUGAAUAUCCCCUGUACAGCAGCCGUGGUCCCUGAAUAUACUGCAGGCGAAUCAGCCGCCGGAUUUCUAUCUCCAGAACAUUUGUAGCUUUUUCUACAUGCUAUGAACUGAGAUGACAUGCUCAACUUGUAAAUACGUCUUUUUGUACAUUAAAAAAGUAAUUUUUUCAUAA